AUGACGACAACUUCAUCACUCGAACUUACUGGUGCCACAUCAUUCGACCUCUACCUGUGUGGAGCAUCACUUAGCUCUGCAGGCUUCCCACCUUUGGGUGGACGCACGGUUAAUACUGUCAAGGGUCUUCUAAAAUCAGAGCUUGAUGGCCAUGUGAUUGAUGAGUCUGGCCUUAGCAACAUGAAAUUCACCAAUUCCAUUUUCCGUGCGCUCAUCCCCAUAUCCGAGCUUCAAAUUCGGCACAUCCAAAAGAUCAGGUACCACAAGAAGGAUGGAGCCCCAGUAUAUGCACAAGGAAAGUGGAAUUUUAACCGCAGGAAAAAGAGCAAGAUGAGGGACUCAGAGAAUGACGCCACCGAGACAGACAUCACCGAUGACUCAAGAGCAGAACUCAAGGCCUUGGAUUCCCAUGCCUCGACCAUCUUCUCCCAAGGGACCGAUCGCCUUGGGAGUGAUGAUGAAUUCAAUGGCAGCUGGGCCCUGCGCAACCGAAGCGGAUACGCACCAAAACUUUCCCUCCCUAUCUCACCCAUCGAGCGGUACUGGUCUGCAGAGUUUGCGAACUCACCUAUACCAGACCUGUACAAUACGCAGAAGCCCGAUGUAGCCCUGUUCUAUUACAAGAACAAAUCUCGGGAAAAAAGAUGGGUUGACGUCUUGAACAUUGUGGAGCACACCUCCAGUAAUUUAUCUCUAUCUCAUGAUUUAGCGGUGUACUGGGGAUCUGCCACCAAAGCAUACCUUAUCAUGCGAGAGCAACCCUGGCGUUGCUUCAUUCUUGCCUACUCCAUCUGUGCUGAUGACCUUCACGCCCAUUAUUUUGACCGCUCAGGUCUCAUCCUAUCCCUUCCAACCCCCAUCCAUAAAUUUCCAAUAUGUGUCACCGAGGCAAUUGCCUCAACUGCAUUAGCGGAUCCGCAACACUUGGGCCUUGACCCCACCAUCCAUAUGUGCAUUGCUAACUGCCAGGGUACUCACUCCUCUCUGGCUGUUGGGGAAAAAGGAUGGGUAGUCAACAACAGCGGUAAAACUUACUCGAUCAUGGAUGUUUUAUGGAAGAGUCAGGGUUUCUUCUGUCGCGGAACAGUUUGUUACCACAUCAGAGAUCCUGAUGACGGGAAGGACUAUGCGAUGAAGGACUGUUGGGUGCCUGAAGCAAAGAGAUAUCACAAAGUGAAUGUUCUCGAACAAGUCAAGGGCAUCCCGAAUGUCGUUCAACUCGUGGAUCAUUGGGAUGUCAUGUAUGACGGGCAGCCUGACUGUACAGUGCAUAUUCAUGAACACUAUCAGCAGUCUGACCCAGACGAUAGAGGUGAUCACAGAUUCUGCAAUCGAUUUCACCGGCGGCUUGUCAUGACCCCUUGUGGAGACCCACUGUCAGACUUUGGCUCUAGGAAGGAGCUGAUAUGUGCUUUUCGUGACUUUGUCAUUGCCCAUAGACUCAUGAUUGAAUGUGGAGUUCUACAUGGGGACCUCAGCCCAAACAAUUUCAUCAUUCAUGAGGGCAUUGGCUACUUUAUUGAUUUUGAUCAUGCCGGAUUUAUAGAGGAAGGCAAGGCAUGUACAGUUUCAUUUGGUACUGGCACUAUCUCAUACAUCUCCAUGCGCGUCCUUAAGAUGAUGUCAAAGAAUGCGGAGACCGUCAAAAAGACUGCUGCUGACACUACUCCUCAAUUGCAGCCAAUUGAGCAUUACGCACAUGAUGACCUCAAGUCCAUGUUCUACAUUUUUUGCGAAUUUGUUUCGAAGUAUGGGGGGGCGCAUGGUUUGGUUGCACCGACAUGGGAUAAGCUGGCGAUGCCAUGGUCAGAGGCCUAUGAAAACUUAGGUGUCAGUGGCUUGCUUACCACAUUCUUAUCAAAGAAUGGGGCCAUAUCCGAAGACGACUUUUUAAUGGACAGGGUUUCUGAAUAUUUUUCGGAAUUCAAACCCCUAGUCAACGAAUGGCGCUCUCAGAUUCACCUCACGGAAAUCAACACCGAAAAAACAAUCAUUCAUGAUCACAUCCUCCAGAUACUUGUGACUUUUAUCGCGAAACUCGAGGACGAAACACCUAUCCCUACCCCUAUCCCUAUCCCAAUCCCAGUGCAGCCCCAUCCUCGUUCCCAGUCUCAUAUUCCUCAACCCACCGCAGGUCCUUCGACCCUUCCACAUACUGGCACAACUUGGCCUUCGACUAAUCAGCCAGGUCCACGCCGUUCUCAGCGACUUAUGUCUACUACUACUCGGAGGACAUGA
Molecule: messenger RNA, 2238 nt
Organism: Suillus fuscotomentosus
Lineage: Eukaryota; Fungi; Basidiomycota; Agaricomycetes; Boletales; Suillaceae
Exons: 4
Coding region: 1-2238 (745 amino acids)
Source: RefSeq, a predicted model, not a curated record